Messenger RNA from Polyodon spathula (Mississippi paddlefish), 2100 nucleotides. Its product is annotated as potassium/sodium hyperpolarization-activated cyclic nucleotide-gated channel 1-like. The transcript has 11 exons. Gene Ontology annotation, molecular function: monoatomic ion channel activity. NCBI's taxonomy places the organism in Eukaryota, Metazoa, Chordata, Actinopteri, Acipenseriformes, Polyodontidae. The record is from RefSeq and is a predicted model, not a curated record. Gene Ontology annotation, cellular component: membrane. Bases 105 to 1949 code for a protein of 614 amino acids. Gene Ontology annotation, biological process: transmembrane transport; monoatomic ion transport.
ACGAACGAACGACUUAAUUCGUAUCUAAACUGGACGUGCAUAUUAGUACACAGAAGAGCACUUCGCUGUUCAAUUUUUGUAUGUAAUUUUAACACAGCAUAGGGAUGGAAUCAGAUCUUGAAAAGGCAACUACUGAAGCUGCUGGUUGUAGUGAUGUUUAUAAUAGCCCCACUGCUUACCAACGACUAUUUAACUAUAUAUUUGGUCCGGAGAAAAAGGAAGUUAAUCUGAGUUCAACGGCGAGUACAGCCUCGGCCCCUGACACGGUAGAACAGGACUUGGAGUGUGAGGAAGAACUGAAUGGUGUGCCUGGGUCGGUAACAGACAUCAACGUGGGGGUAUCUAAGCAGUCCCGUUGGAGAAGACUUUUCUAUCCACAAUAUAACAAACAUUCCCUGUACGUGUAUGGUAGUGUCACAGCUCUGCAAAAUGAAUGUGCAAGACAGGACGCGGCCGGUGUUUGUAUUAUCCAUCCUUUUAGCUCAAUUAGGAAUUACUACAUCAUGUUCAUGGUGUUCAUGACAUUCAUAAACCUAAUUGCAAUCCCCAUGGAACUAGCAUUUCUAGAAGGAGAGCAUACAGAGGGGUUUAAUAUGGUGAUUUUUAACUUAUGUUCAGACACUCUCUUUCUACUUGAUAUCGCUGUAAACUUCAGGAUGGGUGUCAUAACUGAAGACAGUGAGGUGGUUCUUUUGGAUCCAAAGCUGAUCGCCUGUCAUUACCUUAAAUCUUGGUUUGUUCUUGACCUGAUUUCUGCGUUUCCUGUCGACUAUGUUAUACUCAUUGUAAAGGAACUGGAAGAUGAUCAAAGCACCACAACCUAUACCGCCUCCAAAUUGGUGCGAAUUGUCCUCUUUGCAAGAAUCUUUAGUUUAAUACGACUUCUCAGAGUCUCCCGCCUGGUGAGGUUUUUCAGUGAAUGGGAACAAGUUGCAAAUUCCAACAUGGAAGCAGUGAGACUGUUUAUUCGAAUUAUCUGUCUGUUUGCAAUGAUCCUAUUGCUUUGCCACUGGAAUGGCUGUAUCCAAUACUUUAUUCCCUCUUUGCAAGACUUUCCUGAGGAUUGCUGGGUUGUUCGAGAAAACCUCACGCAUGCUCCAUGGAUCGAGAAGUAUUCAUUUGGAGUAUUCCGUGCACUUUCACAUAUGAUUGGGGUAGGAUACGGCUCUGCUGACCCUCCAACAGGCGAAGCUGAAUUGUGGGUCGUUAUGACAAGUAUGGUUUCAGGAGCACUGAUGUACACCAUGAUGGUUGCCAAUGUGGCAGCAAUGAUGACAAAUGUUGAUGCAGCAUCAAAAGCCUACAGAAGCAAAUUUAAUCACCUUGAAGAUUACAUGUCAUACCGAAAACUGCCAAAGAAUUUGCGUAGUCGGAUCUCCACUUAUUACCAGGCCCGAUACCAAGGAAAGUGGUUUGAUGAGAGAGAGAUUCUUAAUGUGCUCUCUGAAUCCUUGAAAGUGGAGAUUUUGGGCAACCUGUGCACAGACCUGGUGAAGACUGUACCCAUGUUCCAAGGUCGUGACAUAAACUUCAUAAAUGCUGUGCUCUUAAAACUGCAGUGUGAGGUUUUUCAGGAAGGAGACAUUAUUAUUCGCGAGAAGGCUGCAGGAGACCGCAUGUUCUUUAUAGAGCAUGGAAGAGUCAUGGUAAAGACUGAGCAGAAAUUCUGCACGGAACUGGCUGAUGGAGAUUACUUUGGAGAGAUUUGCUUGCUCACGAAGUGCAGACGGACUGCAUCAGUACAAGCUUUGACUCUUUGCACUCUUUUCUCACUCUCUGCUGAGAAGUUUAAUGAGGUGCUGCAAGAAUUUCCGGAAAUUAAAGAAGAAAUGUUAAGAACAGCAUCCCAGAGAUUGUGGACUUUACAGGACUUUGUGGACCAAAAGCAGACACCUCUUCCAGAAAAUGGAACUGACAAGAUUAAGGAAGCUAGCACUUUGGGGGUUUAGAGAGAAUCUACAGUGUUUAAGAGAGGGAUUUGUUAUUCAGCAUUGGGUGGGAAGUUGUACUGAUGAGUACAAAUUAAGGUGCUUCUGAAACUGCUUUGUGUAAUGUACUCUUGACAUUUGCAGGAACUUUCAAAAAUAAGGUUUUACUUCA